AUGGGGAGCGGCGCGCUUGCCCUGCUGCUGGCCCUCGCCACGGUGAUGGGCGCCAGCCCGGCCGGGAGGAAGUGCGUCCUCUCCGGCUCGUGGCGGAGCGACGGCGGCUCCCGCCUGGUGGUGUCCGUCCUCGGGAAGGACGGCGGCUUCUCGGGCUCCUUCCUGCCGGGCGCCGCCGCGGGCCCCGGGGCGCCGUCCUCGCCGCUGAGGGGCUCGCAGCCGGCCGCGGGGCUCCGGGCGCAGCCCACCUUCUCCUUCACCGUGCGCUGGCGGCAGCGAGAGGCGCCGGGCGCCGAGGUGACGGCCUUCGUGGGCCAGUGCUACGUGGACGAGGCCGGCGAGGAGGCCCUGCACGCCGUGUGGCUCCUGCGGGAGGAGGCGCGGAGCCCCGCCGAGGACUGGAGAGCCACCAGGAUCGGCACGAGCGUUUUCACCCGGAUAAAGUGA
Molecule: messenger RNA, 447 nt
Organism: Rhea pennata
Lineage: Eukaryota; Metazoa; Chordata; Aves; Rheiformes; Rheidae
Product: avidin-like
Exons: 4
Coding region: 1-447 (148 amino acids)
Molecular function (GO): biotin binding
Source: RefSeq, a predicted model, not a curated record